GGUGGACAAAGUAGCGAUGGGAUAGUUUUCCUCCGAGUCCUUCGGUUUUCCCCCGUCAGUGUCAUUCAGCCGCUGUUGCUCUACUUCCAUAGAGACAAGUCUCCGUCGUUCCUUCGUCCAGAGGUAGACCCAGCAACCAAUACGGCAACUAGACACUCCUGGUAAUCCCCCCUUUCAUCGUUACACAACGGAUGUUCGCGGAGCAGGUAGUACUCAGUGACGUACAUUAUUCAGCCAAAUAGGAAGACGCGUGAAUAUAAAAAGCCAACAAGCGAAGUGUUUCGCCAGUCAAUCUGCAAGGAUCGUGUGCGCUGGUCGCGUGUAGAUUGCAUAGUGCAUAGUGUUCACUCGUAAUCUCAUUUACUCAAGCAAUAAAAACUAAGAUGGACACCGAAGAAUUCAGAAUGCGAGGAAAGGAAAUGGUGGACUACAUUUGUGACUACAUGGAUGGGCUAAGUUCACGAAGAGUCACACCAAAUGUCGAGCCCGGGUAUCUACAACAUCUUCUGCCAACACAAGCACCCCAGCACCCAGAAGACUGGGAUACAAUUAUGGCUGAUGUUGACACAAAAAUUAUGCCUGGGGUAACACACUGGCAACAUCCCAGGUUUCACGCUUACUUCCCCUCUGGCAACUCCUAUCCUUCAAUACUCGGAGACAUGCUGUCAGAUGCUAUUGGCUGCAUUGGCUUCUCAUGGGCUGCCAGCCCAGUAUGCACUGAACUGGAGACCAUUGUCUUGGAUUGGUUUGGCAAGGCCAUUGGACUUCCUGAUGAAUUCAUAGCAUCUUCUCCUGGCAGCAAGGGUGGCGGCGUCAUACAGUCUUCUGCCAGCGAGUGUAUCUUAGUUUCCAUGUUGGCUGCUCGAACCCAGGCCAUAAAAAACUUAAAGAAAGAAAACCCUGAUAUAGAAGAUAGCGCAUUCUUGCCCAGACUUGUGGCAUACUGCUCACAAGAGGCCCAUUCCUGUGUUGAGAAGGCAGCCAUGAUCUGUCUCAUCAAGCUUCGUAUUUUGGAGCCUGAUGACAGAUGCAGUCUCCGUGGCUCUACACUUCGAGAAGCAAUGGAAGAUGAUGUGGCUCAAGGUCUGGUCCCAUUCUUUGUCUCAACAACACUUGGAUCCACAUCUUGCUGCUCCUUUGAUAAUCUCACCGAGAUUGGACCAGCAUGUCGUCGUUUUCCAGCUGUAUGGUUGCAUGUAGAUGGAGCAUAUGCUGGAAAUGCCUUUGUCUGUCCAGAAAACAAACAUCUUAUGGCAGGAAUACAAUAUGCAGACUCAUUCAACACAAACCCCAACAAAUGGCUGCUUGUUAACUUUGAUUGUUCAACAUAUUGGGUCCGAGACAGGAUAAGACUCACGUCGGCCCUGAUUGUGGACCCCCUGUAUCUGCAACAUGCAAAUUCAGAUGAAGCCAUUGACUACAGGCAUUGGGGCGUACCUCUGAGUCGCAGAUUCCGAGCCCUCAAACUGUGGUUUGUUAUACGGAAAUAUGGGAUUGAGGGACUUCAGUCAUACAUACGAAAUCACUGCCAACUUGCAAAAUCCUUUGAAGCCCUUGUCAAGAAAGAUUCAAGAUUUGAGGUCAUCAAUGAAGUUAAGAUGGGUCUUGUGUGUUUCCGGCUUCGAGGAACAGACCGGCUGAACCAGGAUCUCCUGGGAUCUAUUAACGGUUCUGGCAAACUUCACAUGAUCCCAUCACUGGUUAAGGGAAGAUACAUCAUUCGCUUUUGUGUUGUUGCUGAACAUGCAAAUGAAGCUGAUAUUGAUCAUGCUUGGGAGGUAAUUCAGGAGCAUGCAAAUGAUCUCCUUGACUCAUACAUGAUUGAGAAAGUUUCCACUAUCCCAGUCAAACCCGCAACAGCAGAGAUCACACCAAAACCACCAAUGCGACGCACAAUAUCCAGGAGGUUAAGCUUUACAAGGAGCGUCUCGCGCGACCUCUACAGACGUUCUAUGUCACGAUCCAGCUUGCAUGAUGGAGCUACACCCAUUAUUGUACCUGAUGAUGAGGACAACAUUAUCCCCGAAAAUGACAACAUGGAGGAGGAUGUAUUUCACUCCCUCACUAUCAAAGAAGAGAAGGAACUGGUAUGAGUGUGAACUGCUCCAUCAGUGAGAACUUAUUUAUAUUUCCAGUGUGAAUUUAAGCAAUUUAAAACCCUUACAUUUCUAAUAUGAUAACAGUUUUAAAAUUAACUGUUUUUAGUUAAGGUUUAGAAAUGUGUGAAUUAUUAAACAACUGCAAGUGAGGAUGUUAGAAGAAACUUUAUAAUGGGAAAGAAGUAAGAACCUGAUCUGAAGCAUCAUUCCUUUUUUGUUUUGCUAAAAAGACAACUAAUUUAUCCAAGUUCCUGUUUUGAAACAAAAUGUUACAACAUUUUAAAGCAUUUUAAACCAAUGUAAAUAAUUUAAGAAAUGCAGGAGGUCAAACGUUUUUAUUGCAGGACUUAAGUACUGCAAAGUGAUCAAAGACAGUUACAUUUUUAUACUAUGCAUUUCAUGAAUGAAUAUUGUAAUCACACAUUGUGUUUAGUGCUUUUUUUAAUGCAAGUCUGUGCUUUAUGUUUAUUUAUGCAUUGUCUGAGUGAAAGACUGAGCGUGUAUGCAACAAAGUGAAAAUACGAAAGAAUAAUACAGAUGUAUGACACUUUUUACAAAUCAGUAUUUAUACCAUAGUCAACCAAAGCUGAACUGUUGUUUGUGUAACUCUAAUUAUAAAUUAUGAUAUGUAUUAUAAUUAAGUUUACACAAUCGUAAAAAUAUAAUAUUAAUUUGUAAUGAAACGUA
This is a messenger RNA of Zootermopsis nevadensis, 2786 nucleotides long. RefSeq names its product aromatic-L-amino-acid decarboxylase-like. NCBI's taxonomy places the organism in Eukaryota, Metazoa, Arthropoda, Insecta, Blattodea, Termopsidae. Gene Ontology annotation, cellular component: cytoplasm. The record is from RefSeq and is a predicted model, not a curated record. Gene Ontology annotation, molecular function: pyridoxal phosphate binding; carboxy-lyase activity. Gene Ontology annotation, biological process: carboxylic acid metabolic process; amino acid metabolic process.